Molecule: messenger RNA, 183 nt
Organism: Candida albicans SC5314
Lineage: Eukaryota; Fungi; Ascomycota; Pichiomycetes; Serinales; Debaryomycetaceae
Exons: 1
Coding region: 1-183 (60 amino acids)
Source: RefSeq, a predicted model, not a curated record
AUGAUAACUGAUGAACAAUUGAAUACCAUUGCAUUGACAUUUGGUUUUGCUUCAAUAAUAUUAAUCAUAAUAUAUCAUGCCAUAUCUACUAAUGUACAUAAAUUAGAAGAUGAAACUCCAUCAUCUUCAUUUACCAGAACAAAUACUACUGAAACUACUGUUGCAAGUAAGAAAAAGAAGUAA